This is a messenger RNA of Bipolaris sorokiniana ND90Pr, 1069 nucleotides long. RefSeq lists its product as uncharacterized. The transcript has 5 exons. Bases 99 to 860 code for a protein of 253 amino acids. NCBI's taxonomy places the organism in Eukaryota, Fungi, Ascomycota, Dothideomycetes, Pleosporales, Pleosporaceae. The record is from RefSeq and is a predicted model, not a curated record.
UGCUUUUUGAGAUCUUUGUGGUACUAUCUAGAGUAUAUCCUACUACAAUCUAGCGUUUUUUCUCAAAUACUUUGCAUAAACAUAUCACUAAGCCAAACAUGCCUACCACGGUUCUCAUCACGGGCGGAAACCGCGGGCUUGGUAAGGCUUUGGCAGAGGCAUAUCUUUCCGUCCCAGACACAACCGUGAUAGCCACAGUACGCGACACAGCCAAAGCCGACGCCGCGCUGUCGCCUCUCCCCAAGGCCUCGGGAUCCCGUGUUCUGACUGUGUAUAUGGAAAUGGGAUCCUUUGACACCAUAACAGCUGGUGUCGAAACACUAAAGACGACGCACAAUAUCACUUCCAUUGAUAUUGCCAUUGCCAAUGCAGGUCUUGUCGGGCCAACCCUCGGUCUCGCAAAUACUCCCUCGUCUCAGCUCCAACCAUUCAUUGAUGUCAACGCAUACGGUCCCUUUGAGCUGUUCAAGGCCGUUCUACCUCUUCUUCGCGCUUCUACUGCCGAAACCAAGGGCAAAUUCAUCUACGUCUCGAGUGGCAUUGCAAGCCUGAAUGGCAUGCUUAACAUCCUACCCAUAGCCGGAUACGGAGCAAGCAAAGCACUAGCCAAUUACUUGUUCAAGUGGCUAGCUCUCGACAACAAGGACGUGAUUGUAUACUCAUGCGACCCAGGAUUGGUCGACUCUGAUGGUGUUCGUGAACAUCUCGAGCAGGCAAAGGCUUUGGGCCUCGACAUGUCUUUGUUUUCCUUUUCGCCAGCGGACGAAGUUGCGCGUGCAAUGCAAAAAUCGAUUGCUGCUGCGAACGAGAGCUCAAGCGGACAGUUUCUGUCGAAAGAAGGUACCCAGAUGCCGUGGUAAAAAAGACGAGUUAUUGUUGCUAUAUGAUAAGGCGGGAGCCUAGACGGAAUCUUUGAUGUUUAGACAUUGGAUUCAGUGUAUCGCAAAUCAAGCGUAGCCAUAGAAUCACCGCUGCUUCUCAAUUUCUGUUACCCUCUACUGUGCCGUGUGCCUGCGUAUUCUGGCUUUUACAAUCACAUACAUGAAGAAUCAAACUUGUAUUCCCAGGA